AUGACACCUAAGCAAAAAGUAAAGGGAAACGCAGGUGCACUUACCAAUUUCGAAGUGCUUGACUUCCUAAACUCAAGAGGUGCAUCAAAAGAUACUACAAGAGUUAUAGCUCCAAUUGCUAGAUCAGAAUACAAGGUCUAUGAUUAUUUGGUGGAGACUGCUGCUUGCACUCAAACACGAGAGUGCGUUAACAAAUUCGCCGAAAAGUGUAAAGGUUUCAAAGUCGUGAAAGCUGAGAUUCUCAAUAUCAUCAAUCUUCGGCCAUCUUCUAUUGUCGAAUUAAUGCCGAUCAUAGAGAAGCCUGAUGAUCGGGAAAUCGACUCAGAUGGGAUACUAGAGCUAGUGCASGAGUUGCUACCGCCUCUUCCUACMUCRGAAAWCCCUAAAGAAGAUGACCAAGAGGAAACAGAGAACGGUGAACAAUCGUAA
Molecule: messenger RNA, 429 nt
Organism: Arabis nemorensis
Lineage: Eukaryota; Viridiplantae; Streptophyta; Magnoliopsida; Brassicales; Brassicaceae
Source: the annotation of a GenBank genome assembly